GUGAGAUACAAACUGAGAGCCUGGAGCUAAUGAUGAAGUUGCUGGAGCCAGAUUCCCAAAGAUGAUACAUGAUACGAAGUUGCUGCGUCUUGCUAAAUGUUUUUGCCUGUUAACCGAUUCUUUGCUUCACAACCAUGUCAAUCAACUGACAAACUUUUCUACCUUGUCUGCACUUUGGUUCAGAAACAGAACUCGUGGAAAAGUUAAAAGAAAAAAGCUGCCUAUUGAUGAAGAAUACGUAGAUGCAUCAACUUUUUUUGGUUUAGAUACUGCUCCUGAAGAAUUGCAGAGGGAAAAUGAAGUUUCAAAUUCAUUUUUAGAUUCCGAUCAAACUGACAGCUCUUUCGCUUCAGACAAAGAAAUUUCUGAUUUCGAGUAUCCUGAUGAAGAUAAACUAAAAUAUGCUCAACACAAUGUUUGGCAACCUGAACCAACUUUCACUACAAGCAGUAACCAAAAAAAUAAUCACAACCAAAAAAUUAAUAAUCCCUUUUUGGAUUUUGAAAAGUCAAAUUUAAAUUCACAGAAAAAUCAGGUUUUUAAGAGAAAAAAUCAAAAUUUAUCAAAUUUAGAUCUACCAGAAUCAGAAAGCAAUUUCGAACACAAUAACUUCACAUCACAACAAAAUAAUUAUAAUUUUUUCAAUGAAAAAAGUGAAAAAUCUUUAAAUUCUCAGUAUUCUAAUCAAAAUCACCCUUUUCCAAAUCACUCUACUUUUACUCACGACAAUCGAACUUCCGGAAACAGAUAUAAUAACUCUCAGGACCAUAAUCGUUGGCAAUUUACUCCCAAGGAUUAUUCAUCUGACACAACUUCUAUGAGAAAAGGGAUAGAUCAAUUAAAGCCUUUCAAAUUGUUGCAUCCUUUUUUCAAUCCUAUAAUUAAUGCAUUUCAAAAUAUCUAUCUUCAGAACUUUUUACAAACCCAAUUUUACAUCCUUGACAAUCGGGAAAAAUUUUUUUUACCUUUUUACCCUUCAUUUAUCAACAAUCACAGAUUUUUUUUACGGGAAACCAUAGAAAAUUUUUACAACUCCAACUUGAUUUCUAAAAAUAGUAUUUUUUUGAGUCCUGUUUUUCAAAAUUUUCAUAGCUUUUCAAAUCUUUUUGCCUAUAAAAGCGAAGCUCGAUAUUUAACUGAAAAAUAUAAACAUAUCAGGUAUCCCGUCAUUCCCGUAUUUCAUACAGGUUUUUACUUUAAACUGCACGAUCAAUAUCUAGACUGGCUAUACAAUUAUACUAAUUUUGUUUAUUCUCGUAUUUCCACAUUUACCAACACUAAUUUAUUCGAUGUUUAUAAAUUUGACUUGCUGAACGAAACUGUAUCCAAUAGUCAUUCAAUACAAGAGGACGAUGCCAGUCUAAAUAGUCCUUUUAAAGAAAUCUCAGGUCCAACUCAAGCGGAAAUUGAAAACUAUUUCAUUCAUUAUAACCCUCAUUCGAAUCAGGAACAAUCCCCUGAAGACCAAAAUUUCUUAAACAAAUCCGAACUAACAAAGGAAGAAUCGGCUUUUUUUUCAUCGUUUGAUAACUUAAUCUCUGGAAUUGAUUCAAAUCCACUGAUGGAGUAUUCUGCUGUUUUUCAUAUAAAUGACGAUAUUGAGUAUGCAGUUGAUCUUUUUUUUUGGUUGCACAAAGGUUCAAACACUACAGAGAAUGAUUUGAACAAUCUUUAUGAUGCUUUGACUCCAUUUUUUGGAAUUUAUAAAGAAAUUCAUUAUUUGGAGUACAAAUUUAUACUUAGUUUAUGCUAUGUUUUGAGAAAACAUAUCAGGCCAUAUGAAUAUAAUAGUUUUUUGUCCUUUUUAAAUAACACCUUGAACAAUUACUUAAAUCAUCAUAAGGUCAAAUCAAAUGAACAUACUCAAGAUAAAAUAAAUUCCGAAGUCUUUUUUAACAUUCACCAAGUUUUAAUAAACCAGUUAUUGUUGGUUUUAAAGAAUAACAUUGUGGAUGGAAGCUUAAUUUAUAGUUUCAGUAAAUUCAGAAAAUCCAACCAAUUUUUUAUCAAUAAAACAAAUAAAGUAAAUGAUGAAAGAAUGAAAUAUGGUAUAACACCUAUCAAAUUCCACAUACGUCAACGGGCAUAUUACAAUGCCGUUGCUGACAUACGAAGCAGUCUUUUGAAUAUAAUUACAGGAACAAUCAAAACAAUCAACAAGAAUGAUUCUGAAUCGGACUAUGAUGAAAAUAAUAAAAUCUAUUCCAGAAGAUCUGAAUUUAAAUCAAUUUUGGAUUUCAGUCCAACAGUACUAAAUAAUCUAUUUCAAUUCUUCAUAAACUGUAACUUUUUAUUAGAUGCUAAAUAUAUUUUAAAUAUUAUAGUAUUUGAGAAAAGAAUGAUUCCAUCAAUAUUGUCAAUUGAAGACUAUUUAACUAAAACAAUGGAAAAAAGCUUUAGAGAAGAAAUAACGAUGAAAAAACAAUUUGAAAUUUUUGAAAGAAACAGAAUUCUAGGUGAUUAUUACUUUCCAUUAAAUAAUUUUUUUAAAAAUGAAAAGUCAAUUAUUUCGAUUGAAAUUUUAAGAAAUCUUAUUGAGUUUUGUUCUUGUACAGCCGAGUUAUUUCAUUUAAUUGAUUUGAUUCGAGUAAAAACUAAAAAUAAAAAGAUAAUCAACACAGAUUCUAUAUCGUCUAACGAAGAAGGAUUUCAAGAAUUGUCAAAUUUACUCGUACAAAAUGAAGAAAACAAUUUAAGUGAAGAUGUGUAUUGCGACAAUCAUGAAAUAUUUGAUUUGUUGUAUCGCGAUAUAUUUGUUAAACUUGAUAAGUUAUACUUUCUUGGGAAGAAUCAACAUAGAAGUAGUUUAUUGGUUCAAAGUGAGAUAAAUGAAAUGCUUUAUGAGAUUGAGAAAAAAUCUAGAAUAUCUGUAAAGGAAAAUAUUGAUAGUCUAUUAGUAAGGCAGUUUAUUGUUUGUAAUAAUUAUCGAGUUAUAACCAAUUAUAUCGAACAUGGAUCAUUUGUGAGAACGCCAUUUUUGAAAAGAAAAACAAAAGCAGAAGAAAAAGAAAAAGAAGAAGAAGGAGAAGGAGAAGGAAAAGAUAAUAAUGCAGAAGUAAAGGAAAUGGAUGAUGAAAUGGAUAUAACUAAUGAAGUGAGGAAAGCUAUUGAAAAUAAAGAGGUGUAUUCUUCAAAAGUUUUAAAAGAAGAGUCAAAGAAAAGUAGUGUUGUAAAAGAAAAUGAAUUUGAUGAUUUAAUUAGAGGUGAAAUGAAAAAUGUUAUAAUGAAAGAUUGUUUUGAAUGCAAUGAAUUGCUAAUUCCUAUAGUGAAUGAAAAAACGAAACAUAAACAGCUUGAUAAUUUUGUGAACAUAAAAAGGAGACUUAAUAAAUUUAAUGGAAUUUUAAGCAGAUUAAAUAAAGUGAUGGUAGUAUCGGAUUAUGUUAAGAAAUAUAAGUUUGAAAGACAGAAAAAAGCCGAAAAGGUGUUUGAUAGCGAAGACGAUUCAUUAUCGAAUGUUGAAAAGUUUGUGCUAGAAAAUCCCAAGAAUUUUGACAAACUGGUUUUAAAUGAAUCGUAUCGAAAAUUGGUUGCUGAUGAAGAUAAGCGGAAAAGUCUGGUUGAAGCGAAAAAUAUUGAAAAGGAAUAUGCAGAAAGAUUGAAAAGAUUUAAAAAGGAAGAAAAUGAUAAAGAAAAGCAAAAGAAUGCUCUAAAUGAAAAUGAAAAUGAAGAUGAAUACAAAAAGCCAAUAACUGAGAAAGAAGAUUGGGAAGUCCAGUAUGUAGGUGAUAAGCAAGAAAUUGAAAUUCCUGGAGAGGAUAUUUUCAACAAAACCCAAAAAAUCGAAAACGGAGAUGAAUUAGAUCAAUACAGAAAUCAGUUUGAGAAAUAUCUGAAUAUGGAUAACAACGAAAUGGGAAAAGAAGAACUUGACCUGAACGAAAUCCAAGAAGGAUCGAACAAAAGAUUGGAUGAGGUAUUGAAAUUCAAAAACGAGCCAUUGCAAUUGAAACAGGAAUUGAGAGGAUUCUAUUCAAUUAGAGAGAUAUUCAGUAAAAAAGAGGAAACGUUUCUUAAGUACUAUUGGAUCAAAUUAGAGAAGUUUAGAGAAGAGAUCGAUGAAUUGAAAUACAGGAAACUCAACAUGGAUGUAUAUCAGAUCAACAGAUUAGAAAGACUCAUCGAUGAAUAUAUGAGCCGAUACGAAGCGUUGCAGGAGAUAUUUAGGGAGUAUUUGUAUUCAUACUAUGACAGGAAGGAUGAGAUGUUGGCCAGGCUCCGAGACGAGUUUGCUCCAGACAGAGAUCUCGAAAUAACGAAGCUCAAGAAAAAUCUCAGUUCUUCGACCUACCAAGACAUACCCAGAAGGAUACGGAGCGACAUGGAAAUCAACGCAAAGGUGAGCAACUUGAAGGAGAUCGAGCCGGUGAGCGAGACGAAGCGCGUAAAGUUUGUGGUCGACUCGAAGGGAACGUUGCUCCGGAGCAGCACCGCCACUGGAGGAGCUGCCGAAGACGUCCACUUCCUCAAAAGCGACGACUGAGCCUGGAGAAGCACCGCAAGCCUUAAAUACGUAA
Ascoidea rubescens DSM 1968 is the source of this 4517-nucleotide messenger RNA. RefSeq lists its product as uncharacterized. The record is from RefSeq and is a predicted model, not a curated record. Lineage: Eukaryota; Fungi; Ascomycota; Saccharomycetes; Ascoideales; Ascoideaceae. Bases 62 to 4483 code for a protein of 1473 amino acids. The transcript has a single exon.